Molecule: messenger RNA, 3354 nt
Organism: Dermacentor silvarum
Lineage: Eukaryota; Metazoa; Arthropoda; Arachnida; Ixodida; Ixodidae
Gene: Ttc7
Product: tetratricopeptide repeat protein 7B
Exons: 19
Coding region: 552-3023 (823 amino acids)
Biological process (GO): phosphatidylinositol phosphate biosynthetic process; protein localization to plasma membrane
Cellular component (GO): plasma membrane
Molecular function (GO): protein binding
Source: RefSeq, a predicted model, not a curated record
UCAUGAUAGCAUAGCUAACCUCGUAGCGCAAAACCACUUCAGUCCCUGCUUCUAAAACUUCCUAAUGUCUCGGCUCUUGCAGUGUCCGUGUGGGUGGCUGCGAUAAAUAUGAUUAAGUGCUCCACUCAAGAUGGCGUAGUGAUGCAUGUAGUACAAAGUCACUUGCAUUUCCUCUUUCUAAAAUUCCCUGAUUUCUCAGCUGUUGCACUGUUCGUGUGGGUGGCUGCAAGAAAUACGAUUAAGUGCUCCACUCAUGAUGGCAUAGCGACACUUGUAGUGUAAAGCCACUUGCAUUCCCUGUUUCUAAAACUCCCUAAUGUCUCAGCUCUUGCACUGUUCAUGUGGGUGAUUGCAAGAAAUAUUGUAACUACUCCACGAUGGCAUAGUUAGAAAGUUCAUAGUAUAAGAUUUCACGUGUUUUGUCUCUACAGCGGCUGAGCACGGCGGUGAUAGUGGUGGUGGCAAGUAGUCUUCUGUGCAUCAUCUUCAACGCAUGGUCCUCAAGCACGCCAUGGUCGCACCAAAGGGGUAGAUAGCUGUAGCGCAGGCUAAUGACGAGGUCUAAUCACAGAACAUUGUUUUCUUGUUUUUUUUCUUGUAAGGAAAUCACCGAGACGCAAUCUGUAACGGUUGGGUACACGAAGUAUCGGUGGUACCGAACGAGACUACUCACUGUGAAGCAAAAGCGUCGUGGUGCUUUCAUCGUACCUGUUGCUGGUGUCACGACUGAUGGCCACUUCCUGCUUGCCAAACUGCUCUACGCGCAAGGUUUCUACGAGGAAGCCAUUACCCACCUGGACAGCGGCGGCAUUGACCGUCUCGAGGAGAAAUCUCUCUCAAACCGCAUUCUCAAAAUUCUCGCCGAGUCAUUUGCCAUCAAAGGCCUGUGCCUUGAGAAGGUGCCCCUCAAAACGACGAGCAAGACCAAGGCUGCCAACAGGGAGGACCAGAUCGUUGCCUACUUCGUGCAGGCCAGCGACCUGGCCCUGAAGUACCUCCAGGAGGUGGAGAAGUCGCAAGGCACAAUUGGGGGUGUAGUUGCCACGGGAGCGGCCGGCGGUACUGUGGCUGCAGCGGCUGCCUCGUCAUCGCCGCUGCCGCCCAACACGGAGUACCGCAUUGGAACCGUCCUCGAGAGCGUGUUGCAGAGGGCGCCACUUCUUAUGAUCAAGGGCGGAAAGCUGCGGCAAGCCAUUGACCAGUACCGAAACGUUCUGCGUGCGGAAGAGACAAGUUCCACGCAAUCGCUUCGUCAGACGAUGUCCCGGCAGCUGGCCGAGGUGCUUCUGCGCGGUGUCUGCGAGACCAACUACAUCGACUACGAACCUCGCAUCGAAAUUAAGAAGCAGGGAAAGCACUGGCGGCCCAACAAAUAUUCGGGGCAGUCGUUAUUCAUGCCCAAGACGGAAUACGAGGAAAUUCUCCUAUUGCUGUUCAUCAGCGAAGCUAUGGCAGUCCGCAAUGCAGUCCUAGACCGGUCCCCCGAGUUCCAGGAUGCCCGCGUUCAUUCGUACAACAAUGUUGUCGCCGUGUACGACUUACUCGUGUUUGUCCUCGGCCGGAUGGGCCAAUUCCAGAUCCUGUGUGAGUCGUUCGAGCGAGCCAUGAAGUUCUCGUUCGAGGAGUACCACGUCUGGAUGCAGUUCUCCCUCUCCUUGCUCUCGUACGGGAAGCACCUCAGGGCUACCCUAAUGCUCAAGGAGUGCGCGCGGCUUCAGCCACACAACAGCUUCCCCUGCCUCCUGGCUGCUAAGGUAUGCCUGGAGAACCUCGGGAACGUUGAGCAAGGCGUGGAAUUCGCGGAAGAGGCGCUCAACCGCGAGAAGCGGAACCCGCAGAGCCUUCUGGCGCAAUGCCACCUGGUGCUCGGCGUGGGAUUCGCGCUGAUGGCGGAGCAGCGGAGGCCUCAAAGCAAACGGGCGGAGUUCAAGGCAUCUGCAUUCCAGUGUUUUCUCAGGGCGCAGAGCGCGGACCCGUACCACCACCUUCCCGAAUACCACCUAGCCCUGCAUUACGCGGAAGUUCGGCAGCUGAACAAGGCCGUGUCGCACGCAAAGCGGGCGCUCGAGCUCAACCCCGAGCAUGUUCACACGCUGCACCUUCUGGCGCUUCUGCUGUCCGCGCAGAAGCAGCACGGCGAGGCGUUGCAGCUCAUUAACGCCACCCUCGAGGAGUACCCAAACUAUCUCAACCUAAUGUACACCAAGGCACACCUCGAGGACUACUGCCUCGGGCCAGAAGAGGCCUUGCUGACGAGCAAGCAGAUGCUGUUGCAGUGGAAGACGUUCUACGAGUCCGAGCUUAAGAGCGACUACGCCCAGACCGGUCUGCAAAGAGUGACCAGCUGCAACCGUGGCUCAUUCCACGUGCGAUCGGGUGACUUCUCAGACCGAGAGUCGGGCCAGUCGAUCGCCGCAGCUGCGCGUGUGGAGCAGGCACUGUCCGAGGCACUGCAGACGGGUGCGGGACCCAUGAUGCACCCGCCGACCCAGACGGGUGGGGGUGCCGCAAGCGGCGGGUCGAUGGCGAUCCUUCGCGAGAAGCGCGGCUCCCAGACCCUCUGGCUACUGCAGCUGCAGGUGUGGCUCCUGAUAGCUGAGCUGUACCUCAAGAUGGAGCAGCUUUCUGAAGCCGAGGCCUGCAUCCUUGAGGCGUCCAACAUCUACCCACUGUCGCACCAGCUUAUGGUCAUGAAGGGCUUGCUGCACGAGAUGCGGAAGGAGUACUACGACGCGAAGACGUGCUUUCAGAACGCAGUCUCCAUCAAUCCGCUGCACGUCACUGCCCUUCAGCACCUGGGCCUGGUCUACCACUACCUGGGCAGCAGUCAACUGGCCGAGAAGACGCUGAGAGAUGCGGUGGCCAUUGACCCCAUGUGCCACCAAUCCUGGUUCAACAUGGGCAAGGUGCUUCAGGAGACAGGUGACUUCGACUCCGCCACCGACUGCCUCAACACGGCCAUUCAGCUCGAGAUGACAACACCGAUAUUGCCGUUCUCGACUGUUCCCCGUACGCUCGAGUGACGGUGGCAAACUUGUGGUGCGCGUUACGAUACUCUGCGAUCUCACACCUUUCUAGUUAACUGAGAGCGCUAGCAAGCUUGUACAAAAUUGUAAAGUGGGAAAAUUGCGUUGUAAGCGAAUAACUUGAAGAUUUAUUUGCGUCGGUGACGCCAUUACCAGCAGCAAUAAAUGUGCGUUACAUGCGGGGCGUGUGACGUAGGCUGCGAUAUCGCGUACGGUUAGGUUAGGUGAGCAUCCAUCUCAAACUUUAGAUGUGUUUCGUUAUGUUUCGAAAGUUUUAGCCCGAAUGUUGUACCAAAAAAAAAAAUAAAAUAAACGUCUGUUGGUAGAA